Molecule: messenger RNA, 2999 nt
Organism: Girardinichthys multiradiatus
Lineage: Eukaryota; Metazoa; Chordata; Actinopteri; Cyprinodontiformes; Goodeidae
Gene: gpbar1
Product: G protein-coupled bile acid receptor 1
Exons: 2
Coding region: 384-1466 (360 amino acids)
Biological process (GO): G protein-coupled receptor signaling pathway
Cellular component (GO): membrane
Molecular function (GO): G protein-coupled bile acid receptor activity
Source: RefSeq, a predicted model, not a curated record
UCAUGUUUUAUUUAUGGAUGCCAGUCCCAGACAAUAGAGAAUAAUCUCUACUGGUUGUAAACAGAUGAGAAAAAGUUAGUUAGUUGGAUGAUGCUAGCAAACACCCUUUAGGAAAAUACACUGUCAGGAUGACCACUUCCUCCUCCUCCUUUUGAGCGCAUUUCCUCUUUAAAGUAUCUGUGAGGAAGAGAGUUAGUUGCUUGCUCUGUCUCAGAUUGCAGUGUGGUUUGUUAAAGCUGCUGGGGUCGACUGCUCUGUGAGGACAGUAAGGGACAAAGAAGAAGCUCCUGUAAUUAACGAACUGAACCUCAUCAGCGCCUCUGGCUGUGGAUAUGAUAUGCGGGAGAAUCAGCAGGAAAAGAGGCUGAAAUUUCUUCUCACAAAUGAUUCAUGACCAGACAAUUCAUCAAAAAAGGGUAGCUGUUUACUGCGGUGUGUGCACACAAGUGAUAGACUUCAACGCCCACGCUCUGCUCUCAAUGGAAAACCUCAUCUAUAUCAUCACUGUCCCGCUGUCGACCUCCAUCAUCCUGGCCAACCUGGUCAUCAUCCUGGGUAUCUCCUGCAACCGUCAGCUCCACAACACCCCCAACUACUUCUUUCUCAGCCUGCUGGUGGCUGAUUUGUGCACGGGUGUAGCGCUGCCCUUCAUCCCGCUGAUGGGUCUGAACCGGGAGUUGAGUUUUGGCUCUUGCCUGGUGGUUCACAUCUUCCCGAAUUUCCUUUUCUUGGCAUUCUUGUCCAACCUGGUGAUGGUCCACUACGAGCGCUACAUAUGCAUUGUCAACCCUCUGCACUAUAACACCUUGUGGAUGCAUCGCAAUUUUUCUUUAGCGCUGCUUAUAGUAUGGACACCCCCACUUUUGUUUGCAUCUCUGCCCGCUUUUGGGUGGAAUAACUGGUCAGGACCAGACUGGAACAACUGCUGUGAAAGUACCCAAACGUUGCCGCCCCUUUCAAACUGUUCAGCAAAUCUGACCUCGUGCUGCUCUUACAAGCGGGUGUUCCCCAACGCUUUCAUCUACUUAGAGGUGUACGGGCUUGUUUUACCGGCGAUUCUUUUCAUCGCUGGCAUGACCGGACGUGUUCUGUGGAUCACCCGAGGCCAGAUGAAGGACAUUUGCCGCCUCCAUAGAUCAGUGGAGCGAGGAAACCAGGCUUCGGACCAGGAACAGAGGCUGAAUCUGCGGUAUACCCGCUGCGUGGUGGCCGUGUCCCUGACGUUUUUGGCCUGCUGGGUUCCCUACCUAAUUUACAUGCAUGUCAGUAUAGCAUACUUAAUCAUUGACACCAAAGGGAGGUCCAUCCCUAACAUCGUGUUGUCCUGCACCGGCAUCGGAAGCAUGGCUGUGGUGCCAAUGGUGCUUGGCCUGGCCAACAAGCAGUACACACAACCGGCGUUCAAACUCCUCCGAAAAUUCAGAGACAGGUGGAGGGCACAGGGUUCAGAAGAGGCUGCAAUCUGAAAUAAUACUUCUCAGUGUAUUUAUCAUGUUUUUCUGCAAGAAUUGGUAUUGGAAAGAGUUUACUUAUUUUACAGUGAGUCCAAUUACGGUACCAUUAAGGUAACAUUUGUGUCAGAGUUACUUCAGUCAAAAACUGCUCAUACUAAAGCCUCAUGGGAAACUCUUUCUAAAUUUCAAAGAUUUUCGAAAAGUGAAGUUAUUAAGUUCCCUUACCUGUAGUAGAAAAAUGUGAAAUCACCACGAGUUUGUAGAAAAAUAGUCCUCCUCGGAGCAGAGGAAAGCUAACAACUAGGGAAUAUAUUAUACUUAUACACCUAUUUUUGUUCUCGCUCUUUGACUUUAACCUUGAAACCUAUUUAAGCAUUCAAAAACAGCUUUUCAAGUUCAAUAAUUCCUAAUAUUUGUUUUCAGGUUAAAAUAACCAAAACAUUAUUACUAUUAUCAGGUUUUAGAACAAAGAAAAGCAUAAAGGCUUUGGAACCAGAGAACAUAAAUAUUUCCUUGGACAGAAGGUUGCCUUUUCAUGGAAAAAGAAGAAAACACAACUUCAUUUUUGACCUAAUGACAAGAAAAAUUAUAAAAGCAAUACCCCUUAUAUCAUUAUUGUCAUUCUGUUUUGUAAAUGUCAUGCAGACGUUGCCUCAAAACACUUUAAAGAGCUCCAAAUAUAUCCUUAUGGUACUGUUUUUAUAUUUAUUAGCACUGUUCUAUAUCAUUUUUGGCCAAAAAAAAUCAUAUAUUUCAGAAAAAGUAUAUAUUACAAAAAAAUAUGGAUCUGUUAAUACCUGAUCUAGAUGGAUGGAUAGGUUCUCAACUAUAUUUUGGAGAAAUCUAAGCAUUUCCUUAUUUUCACAGAGAUCACCAAGUGCGUCUUAAAAAAAUGUAUAAUUCAGUCCAGUCAAUAUAUUUUCUUUUGACUUUAUUUUUAUUAUUUAGUAACAUUUUUGUUUAUAAAUGUAAUAUGAAAAAUUUGUAAAAAUCUGAUUUUAAAAUUUAAUGUACUUUUUGUAGUUUAUUAUUUUGUUUCGCUUUUCACACUCGUCUUCAUCUGAGGUGGUUCCAAGGCCAAGAAAAACACCAACAUAGUGCAAAAUUAACUAAAAUCGAACAAUAAAACAGGAAUAAUACAAAGACUGUGGAGUCAGCCGUCUAUUUAGAACAGAAUUUUCUUACAUUAUGCAAACCACAGGGGGUUGCCGCCGAUUUCCAUUGGCUACAGAUGCAAAUUAGCUGUCUCUUACUGCCAUGCCCUCCCUGGGUAGAAAAUCAUACAGCCCCUAUUAAAAACACCACUGGGUGUGUUUACUUUACAAAGAACUCUCACCACAAUGUUAUCUGUCUACUGAAGGUAAGGGUAUGACUUGUUGAUAACUUCUGCAGAAAUCUAGAAAGGUCUUCAACCAUGCCUCACUGUAUAACUGUACUGAGCUACAUAAUGGUUGUGAGAGUAGCACCAAUUCAUUGUGAAUUACUUCAUUUUUGUCUUGGUUGAAUUAUUUCCUCACUAAUAAAUAACCUUUUAUUAGCAUCCAA